Molecule: messenger RNA, 1277 nt
Organism: Halichondria panicea
Lineage: Eukaryota; Metazoa; Porifera; Demospongiae; Suberitida; Halichondriidae
Exons: 4
Coding region: 110-1201 (363 amino acids)
Source: RefSeq, a predicted model, not a curated record
CUAUUAAGAGACUAGGACUCAGGACUGUCAAGAUGGAAAAAGUGAACAUGAUUAUAUUUAUUUUCAGCUUAUACGGUAGCAGCUCAAACUACAGCUGAUCUUAGUGUCUAUGUGCUGCUCAGUAGCAGCUCAAACUACAGCUGAUCAUGAAGUGGCACCUCGAUGUUCCACUGGGUUUCCAGCCGUUGACUCUCUCCAACCGAGUACAGAUCUCACUGAGAUAGCUCCGGAUUCUGGGACACAAGAUGGAAUACAAGUUAUCACUCCAGGACUAAAGUUUAAGUGCUAUGGACAAAUCACAGAAUGGAGAGCUCUAGUCACUGUCGAAGAUUAUAACACUGGUCUAAGAUUAGUGCACACAUUGUAUCUACAAGUUUGGAGGUCAAGUCAAGAUUUUGAUGAAAAAUUCGAUCUAGUUGGAUCUAACCUAUUAAGUUAUCGCCCUCGAACUGAAACAGUGACACUUGAUAGUUCCAACAUCACAUUCGCAACGCUCACUAGUCAAGUUUCUGAAGAUGAACGAAUUCAUUUCCAACCAAAUGAUGUACUGGGCUGGUACAGUCCAACAACACAAGGACUUACACUCGGUUUUGGUGUAGCUUUGCAUAGCAACGACUCAAGCUCAGACCUACUUAUCAAAGUGUCGUCAAGUGAUCCCUGUGAGCUGUAUAUGUGCGACGAAGAAGUCCACAAACAAUCCUCUCUCCCGCUCAUUACUCUGCAGUAUAAAACUACAGCUGCAACCUUAGGCACUGUUUCGGCUAACGGAAUAUGCACUCAACAAAAUUCUCCGUUAUCGUGUGCAGAAUCUACAACACAGAUUCAACCUACUCAAACCACAUUACCCACCAACAACACCAUGUCUACUGCCGAUACGACUGUGUUUGUUAUUGCUGGUGUAGUUUCAAGUGGGCUGCUUGUAGUAGCCAUAAUCAUAUCUAUUUCUACUUUGAUAUGCAUAAAAAGGCAUGGCUGCAUGGAGAGAAUUGAAGAACAUAACACAGAACCUAUGUAUGACUACAUUGAUACUAAUCCGAGUGACAUCUUAACAAAUGGGAAUCCAGCCUAUGGGGAAGUUGCCACAACAAGUGAUGACCACAUGAACGAGGGAAUGAGAGAAGCAGCAGACAUUAGAGUGGCAGCAAACGAAGCAUACGGCACUUCCACACAAAUACAUUCAACUAUAACAUAUGACUGCUAAAACUGAGCAUGCAUAAAGAUUAUAGCAUUAUACACUUUACUAUAACGCCUAGCAUCCUGUGUUUAUUGUAAUUAUA